AUGGAUCAAUCUGAAUUCACUGAUAGAGCAAUUAAGAUCAUUACUGAUGCGGUUCAGAUCGCAUCCGACCAUGGUCAUGCUUUUGUAUCACCAGUUCAUUUCCUGGCGGCCAUGACUCCUGACGACCAAGAUGGUACUCCUUCAUAUCUUCGUACAGUCACAGAAAAGGCGCGGUAUGAUUGGAAGCCUUUAGAGAGAAUCAUUAAUAAACAUUUAGUUCGCAUUCCCAGUCAGUCGCCGGCUCCACCAAAGCCAGAAUUGACCUCACAAUCCGCCAACAUCAUUCAGAGCGCUGCCAAUAUCAGGGCCAAGCAAAAAGACACAUUCACAGCACAGGACCAUAUUCUACUAGCGCUCCUGGAUGAUACUUCUAUUCAAGCCAUCUUUAAAGAGGUUUCCAUCGACAUCAAAGCAUUACAAUCACAGGUUCAGGCUAUUCGUGGCAACCGACGGAUAGAUUCUCGUAUGGCCGAUUCUUCAGAGCAAUUCGAGUUUCUGUCAAAAUAUGCACUCGACUUGACUACAAUGGCUCGCGAAGGUAAAAUUGACCCGGUUAUUGGUCGUGAGGAGGAGAUUCGACGAUGUAUUCGAGUCCUGGCCCGUCGAACCAAGUCCAACCCCUGUCUUAUUGGUGAUCCUGGUGUUGGUAAGACCAGUAUUGUUGAGGGCGUCGCUCAAAGAAUCAUUGAUGGCGAUGUUCCUAAUGUUCUUGCCAAUACUCGAUUAUUUUCGCUUGAUUUGGGCGCUCUUAAGGCAGGUGCCAAGUACCAGGGUGACUUUGAAGAACGAGUCAAAGGAGUUCUUACUGAGAUUGAAGAGUCAAAAGACAUGAUUGUACUGUUUAUUGACGAAAUCCACAUGUUAAUGGGCGACGGUAAGUCUGACGCUGCUAAUUUACUCAAGCCCAUGCUGGCUCGUGGCGCUUUGCAUUGUAUUGGUGCUACGACUGUUGAGGAGUACCGCAAGUAUAUUGAGAAAGAUGGUGCUUUUGAACGACGAUUCCAGAAAAUCGAUGUUCCCGAACCUACUAUUCCUGAGACAAUUGCUAUUUUAAGAGGUCUUCAAGGCAAGUACGAACUUCACCAUGGAGUUCGUAUUCUUGAUAGUGCACUUGUCACGGCUGCUCAAUUGGCAUCUAGAUACUUAACAUACCGCAAACUGCCCGACUCUGCAGUCGAUUUGAUUGAUGAGACCGCUGCCAGUGUUGCUGUUGCAAGAGAUUCCAAGCCUGAAGAACUCGACACUCUUGAGAGGCAGCUUCAGCUUCUACAAGUAGAAAUCAAGGCUUUGGAGCGUGACUCUGGUACUGAUGCUACUACUGGAGACCGUCUGUCUGCCGCUCGUCAAAAGGCAGCCAGUCUUGAAGAGCAGCUUGCUCCUCUUAGAGAACGAUUCCAGGAGGAACGUAAGGGUCAUGAGGAGUUGUCUUCACUCAAGAAGAAACUCGAUGAGCUGGAGACAAAAGCUCAAGAUGCCGAACGUCGAAGAGAUACUGGAGCCUCUGCCGAUUUGAGAUACUUUGCUAUUCCCGAUAUCAAGCGAAGAAUCGACGAGAUCGAAAGGACUAUUGAUGAUAAAUCUGAUUCUACUUUAUUGGAGGAUAUAGUCGACUCGGACAAGGUGGCGGAGACAGCAGCUCGUCUUUCGGGCAUUCCAGUAUCUAAACUGACCCAAGCUGAGAACUCCAAGCUCAUUAAUAUGGAAAAGACACUGUCUAAACAAGUGGUGGGUCAGACCGAGGCAGUCAAGGCAGUUUCUAAUGCCAUUCGUCUGUCACGAUCCGGUCUUAGCAACCCUAAUGCCCCUGCUAGUUUCCUGUUCAUGGGUCUUAGUGGUUCUGGUAAGACCGAAUUGGCUAAGAAAGUGGCUGGUUUCCUCUUUGCCGAUGAGAAGGCCAUGAUUCGUAUCGACUGUUCCGAGCUUGCCGACAAAUGGUCCGCAAGUAAGCUUCUUGGUGCUGCUCCUGGUUAUGUUGGAUAUGAAGAAGGAGGCAUUCUCACUGAAGCACUUGCUCGUAAGCCCUAUUCAGUUGUUCUUUUUGACGAACUGGAAAAGGCUGCUCCUGAGGUGCUCACUAUUCUCCUUCAAAUUCUCGACGAUGGUAGAGUACGAAGCAGUUCUGGCAAGGUCGUCAAUGCUGCCAACUGUAUUAUCAUCAUGACAUCCAACCUUGGAGCAGAAUCUAUCAACCGCAGCAGCUCGUCCAAGAUCGACCCUAUCACCCGAGACCAAGUCAUGGAAGCAGUUCGUGCUCAUUUCAGGCCCGAGUUCCUCAACAGAAUCUCGUCCAUGAUCAUCUUCAACCGACUAUCCAAGAAAGCCAUUCGCAAGAUUGUGGAGCUCCGAAUCAGUGAGAUCGAGAAACGGUUUGUUUCCAGCAACAAGAACAUCCACCUCGAUCUUGACGAUGCCUGCUACGACUACCUUGUCGAGAAUGGUUACUCCAAAGAUCUUGGAGCUCGUCCUCUCAACCGUCUCAUCCAAAACGAGAUCCUCAACAAACUGGCACUCCUCAUGCUUAGAGGACAAGUCCAGGACAAUGAGACCGUCAAAAUCACCCUUGGCGACCGCGGCCUGGAACUCAUCCCCAACCACGAGCCUGCCACCACCGACGAGGAGUACAUGGAAGUCGACUCCGACUCCGACAUGGACGACAUCCCUGCUCUCGACUAA
Sugiyamaella lignohabitans is the source of this 2673-nucleotide messenger RNA. It is a transcript of the gene HSP104, whose product is annotated as chaperone ATPase HSP104. Gene Ontology annotation, biological process: regulation of DNA-templated transcription; cellular response to heat. Gene Ontology annotation, molecular function: ATP hydrolysis activity; ATP binding; transcription factor binding. The transcript has a single exon. The record is from RefSeq and is a predicted model, not a curated record. Bases 1 to 2673 code for a protein of 890 amino acids. NCBI's taxonomy places the organism in Eukaryota, Fungi, Ascomycota, Dipodascomycetes, Dipodascales, Trichomonascaceae. Gene Ontology annotation, cellular component: cytoplasm; cytosol.